GUGCUCUGUCCCAGCUAAGCCUCUCUGCGAAUUAAAAAACCUCAGCGGCUGCAGCCUAUCUCAAAUACCCAAGAAGAUACACACACACACACACACACACACACACACACACACACGCCCAGCUAUCUGUCUAUCCCGCAUGACUGGGCAGGGCUCCGGCUGCCUCCAGCCAGAGGAAUCGUCAGCACCGCUCCCCUCGAUCAGUACAGAAGACACAGGCACGCACAACCAGCAGACCCAGCAUGUCAGAGAGCCACAGCGAUGCCACUGCAGAGGGACAGGGCGCCCCUGACCCCACCACGGAAGAGCCACCCUGCGCCGAGCUGAAAGCCGCUUCUGAGGAAUGUGUUAAAGAAAAGGGAGGAGAGGCAUGCAAGGAGAUGCUGGAGGCGUACCACUCAUGUCUGCGGGCAUUGGGCAUGGCCCACCAAGAUCUAGAAGCCAACCCCUUGCCGCCAAGUCACUGAGGGACCUGCUCGACUGAGUCUUCCGGCUCCCAGAAACUCCAUGGCACUCAAGAAGCAAAGUUCCAGGGUGGGGACUGCGCAGGGCUGGACGCGACGCUCCCUGGAACAGCUGGAGCAAGGGCUCCCAAGUGCAAUAAAGCCCUUUUAUUUUACACAGGCUGGGCCUGCAUUAGUUACCGAGUCGUUGCUCUUUAUUCCACCCACAUCAGGGUGAUCCUGGCCCAACUUGAAAUCCCUGCCUCCCCCCAGGAGGUUGUUGACCCUGCCUUUGCUGUAUCUGCUUCGAAUAUGUAUCAUUUAUAUAUAGCACCUUUAAAAAAAAGUUUGAAAAAGUG
This is a messenger RNA of Lacerta agilis (Sand lizard), 802 nucleotides long. Its product is annotated as cytochrome c oxidase copper chaperone-like. Gene Ontology annotation, molecular function: copper ion binding; copper chaperone activity. Lineage: Eukaryota; Metazoa; Chordata; Lepidosauria; Squamata; Lacertidae. Gene Ontology annotation, cellular component: mitochondrial intermembrane space. Bases 243 to 467 code for a protein of 74 amino acids. The transcript has 3 exons. The record is from RefSeq and is a predicted model, not a curated record.